Messenger RNA from Symbiodinium natans, 1206 nucleotides. The record is from the annotation of a GenBank genome assembly. Lineage: Eukaryota; Dinophyceae; Suessiales; Symbiodiniaceae.
AUGAUCGACUACCUGAGGCCCAGGCGGUGGGCCCUCGAGAACCCGGCCACGGCUGCUGAAGACGCGCGAGUACAUGGCCGGGCUGCCCUUCCACGACGUCACCUACUGCAAGUUCGGCUACCGGUACAGGAAGCCCACGAGGAUCUGGGGCAACCUGCCCUGGACGCCCUCCCGCGGCGUCUGCAGGAAGGGCGACCGCUGCGAGGCCUUCGACGGCCGGGGCACCCGGAGAGCGCGCAGCGGGGCUCCCGCGGCGGCUAUGAGGGCAGCAACUCCAGGGACCAGCUCUACUCGCUCCCGCCCGUGCGUCUCUUCAAGACGCCCGACUACGCCGUCAAGCAGCCGCCCGAUCCGGUGGUCUGCAAACUCCCCGCCAACGGGAUCCUCUGCGCACCCUCGGCCAGCGGGAAGACCGUUCUCCUCGUGUCGAUGAUUUUGGAGCAGUACCGGGGCUGCUUUGAGCGCAUCUACAUCUUCUCGCCCUCCGUGGAGGUCGACUCCGCCUGGCAGCCCGUCAAGGACUACAUCAGGGACGAGCUGGGCGUGAACACGGACCGCGAGCAGUGCUGGUGGGAGGACUGGGACGAGGGGGCGCUCCGGAAGAUCAUCGCGGACCAGAAGCGCAUCACGCAGAAUAAGGAGCUGGGCCUCAAGAAACUCUACCAGGUUCUGGUGGUCCUCGAUGACCACGCGGAUAACCCCGCCGUGCACAAGAAGGCGGGGGACGGCGUGCUCGACACGCUCUUCAUCCGCGGCCGGCACUUCUGUAUCUCGAGUUGGGUGUCGACCCAGAAGCUUCGGCUUAUGAGCUCCGCCGUGCGGGUCAACGUCAUGUUCUACGCGGUCUUCCGGCUGCGGAACCAGCUGGAGCUGGACGCCCUGGUUGAGGAGUUGAGCGCCAUGCUCUCGAAGGAGACCCUCUACGCCAUGUACGAGGAGGCCACGCGGGAGCCCUACGGCUUCUGGUUCGUGAACCUCCGCGCUCCCAAAAGCGAGAUGUUUUGGAUUAAUUUUGAGAGGCGUUUCCUCGUAAACGACGAUGGGCAGCCUGCUGAGCCAGAUGGCGGCCAAGGCGUCUACGACCCGAGCCGCUACUGGCCCCCGCCGGAGCGGCCCCGGCAGGUCUCGGAGGAGUCGGCCGUCAGCGAGUUCUCGGCGCGGCGCACAGGGAUUUUCCGCCGUAAGAGAAGAGAAAGCCGCAAAUGA